Hydractinia symbiolongicarpus is the source of this 3393-nucleotide messenger RNA. RefSeq lists its product as uncharacterized. The transcript has 21 exons. The record is from RefSeq and is a predicted model, not a curated record. Lineage: Eukaryota; Metazoa; Cnidaria; Hydrozoa; Anthoathecata; Hydractiniidae. Bases 78 to 1817 code for a protein of 579 amino acids.
UAAAUAAUAUUUAACACAUUUAAAUGUGUUUAUGCUAAAUGUGUUAAUUAGAUUUAUUAUGAGGUAUUGGUUUAAAAAUGAAUGACGAAGUUUUGAAGCGGUAUAUCGAAGGAUGGUUGCAAAUCAAGGAAAACAAAAAGUUUAAAAAGCAUUGGUGUGUGCUGAAAGGAAAGCUGUUAAAUUCAACACAAUUGCUUUCAGCAUUUCUGUUUUGCUUUAAAGAUCAGAACACUCAUGUACGAGAACAUUUUGUUGGAUCUUACCAAAUAAACUUACCAGAACACACAGUUCAAUUGGUAUCAUGCAAGGGAGAUAAACCAAUGAAGUAUGAGUUUGUAAUCUACUUAAACCAGGACAAAAUGUCCUUUAUUGCGGAUGAUGAACUAUCACAAGAACGUUGGAUAUAUGCUCUGGUUGAUCUUGUAGGAAAUGGACUACCACCUUCAGAUUUACCCACAGUGCAGAACGAUAUUCGUUCAAAAUAUAAAACGCUUUGUAAAUCGGGUCAAAAAAUGACAAAAGGGAAAAUGAAAAGAGCAGAAACCAUGCCAGCAAUAAGAUCUAACUCAUCGGCUGCAGCUGCAAGGGCUAGCUUUGCUAUUACUAAAACAAAUUUGAGGGCAACAUUGGAUGAAGAAGAUCUUUUUUCUCAAUCCUUGGAUGCUGGACGAAUAAAGCUUCUGAAGGCCUCUGAAAUAUUGAAUACCGUUCCUUGGUACCAUGGUGAUAAAGAUAGAGAAGAUGCUGAAAGUUUACUAGACAGUAAUCCGAUAGGAGCAUACCUCUUGCGAAAUCAUCAGUUUGAUUCAUACACACUUUCGUAUAAAGACGCUACAAAAAUUAAACAUCAUAUCAUAAAAAAGAUUGGCCGCCCUAUUGGAUAUCAAUUUGAAAUGUCUGAGAUAAACAAAGUUUUUGAAUCUCCACAAAAUGCUGUUGAAUUUUACAUGGAUAUGAUAAGUAAAACGACUCAUUUUCGUCCUCACCCUGUUCCUCGAAACAGCAUUGCAAAUGUACAUAUUCAGCAGCCUCGUGAUGCAAGAAGAAAAAGUUCAGGAAGAUUAGGGAAUCCAUAUAUUCGAUCUCCAGGCAGUUUGCAUCACCCGGACAUGACCUUUUUUCAAGGGCCAGUGAAAGAUUACCAGACUGCGCAUUUACCACCCACACCCAAUUACCACAGAGCUUCUCUUACACAGCCGCCGCAACCAAAUGCCACACCAACCUCACUGAUUCAUAAAAGAUUAGGAAAAACACAGUCGGUGCCUCAACCACACAUUUCCCAUGCUGCUCGACCAAAACUUACCAGAGUAAAAACUGAAGAAGAAACAGAUCAGUACAUAGCUAUGUCUCCUCCAAUGGUACCAUCAAUUAGCAGUGAUAUGAAAUUUGCAAACAAACCAAUAAUUUCACCAAAAAAUCAAAAUACUGAUGUUGAUGAUGAUUAUUAUCUUCGAAGUGUCGACGUUCCAACUGACCCGCUCACUGGUACUACUAUGGAUGGCGAUCCAGACGAAUCACCUUAUCUUCAAAGUAUUGACAUUCAACAAUCUGGCAUACGAAAGACAUCAGACGAUUGUUAUUUGCCUGACAGUGAACUGGAGCAAAAUGGAUGCCGAAAUCCAGAUUAUCAAAACUUGCCAGCGCCACACGACCCGACCUAUGUAGACCACGAUAAUGAUGAUAGUGACUACAUGAAUAAUGAAAUAAUGAGACAUCGAUAUGCAGCAACUGAGCACGAACCGCCUCCACCUAUACCACCCAGAACAAUGCAGCCACAGAGAAUAUCGAAUGAUGUCACAUAUUACAAUAUGAAAUGAUGAGUUUUUUUUAUUGUUUGUUUUUCUGUGUUGUGGUUGUCCGUAUAUUGUCACAAAUUGUUCGAUAUAAGUUCAGUAUAUAAAAACCUGGGAACCAGUUGGAUAGAUGUGAAUAAUAUGUUACUUUCAUAGUGUUAAGAACUCAGUGUGUACACGUUUUUUAUAGUUGUGUUAAUUUUCAAUAGAACUCUUCUCUGCAGGUUAUAUUAUCUCCCCCGUAGGGUAGUUACUAGAUGAAUAGAAAGAUAUAAUAAGCCUUCUUGCAUGUUAAUAUUGUAUAUAUACGUAUUCUUUUUGUUUAUAAUAUUUUUUUUGUUUUUUUUGCUAUCACUGAAAUAUAUUUAACUGAGACACGGGUAUGUAAAGAUACCAAAACAAGGUGUAAUCCUGAGACCUGUAACAAAGCUCGUCCAAGUCAGGAAUUUCAUCAAUGCUCUUUCGACGUAAACAAAAAGAUUUUUAAUCGUUUACGUAAUAUGGUGAUUUGGAGUUGAAUGGAUUGCACCCUGCGGUUGUUACGUAAUGUGGAACAUAUUUACUAGGGUGUUUAAUUUUUAUUUGUAAUUGUAAUUUUAUAAUAAACCCUAUUUUUUUAUAAUUCCAUUUUAUUUUAUACUGUUUUAUAAUUAUUUUAUUUUUUGGUACAAUUUAUAUCCCUCUAGCGGACUUUUUUACUAUUUUUUAUACUUUUUCACAUUUUAUUAUACUUCUUUUUUGCUAGAAAUUUAACGCCUUUGCAACGCCCUUGUAAAAAUCAAGUAGUGAUUUACCUUAAAAAAAUUUGUGGUGUUAACAUAUGUAAAGUCGACAGAAUUGUCAAAAAAAAAUUUUUUAGUGAUUUUAAUUUUAUUCCUUUUUUUGUGAUGCAAUUUUUUAAUCUCUAUAAUAAUAGCCGUCGUCUGUCUGUCUCUGCGCGGACCCCCCGCAAAGUUAGAAAAUGAUGUUACGGAAACACGAAUAUCAAAUGCGAUAUAUUUUUAUCCACUUUGUGGCGACGGGUAAAUAUAAAGGACGGGCGAACCUGUGGAUUUUUCCACGGGCAACGACUAGUACUAUUUUAUAUUUCUUUAUAAUUUUUCUAUUUUUGUAAGAAAUUAAAAGCGCCCUUUAACGCCCUCGUGAGAAUUUGAGAAUAACUAUUUAAGUUUCCAUUCAUAAAAUUUCUUAUUAAACUUUAUGGUAGUUGUUAAAAUGCGCUGUAGUUAUCGCAUCCGUUAUUUCAGUGGACUUCAUUUAACGUAUUUAUUAGUUCAAUGGAUUUAUUAUUUAAGGAGAUUGGUAUUUAUGUUUCCGUUAGCUUGUUCUAUUAUUAAAAAUGACACAUCUUAUAUAUCUUUAAGUAUUUGUUAAGCAGAAUGAAUAGUUCUUAGAUUUGUCUUGCUUCAAAAUAUUUAUUUUUCGCGACAUCAUUUGUGCAAAGUGGACUAAUAUCUAUCCAAUCAAUUCAGUCUUCUUUAAACGCUUCUAUAAAGUGUUCAACACUCCAUUGUAAUUUUAAAACCUUUGCUAAGAUUUCAUGUGUUAUCAUUAUUUUAUGUGUAUUCAUAUUUUUGUGGUAAAUUUAAGGCUUGCAUUA